Durusdinium trenchii is the source of this 792-nucleotide messenger RNA. The record is from the annotation of a GenBank genome assembly. NCBI's taxonomy places the organism in Eukaryota, Dinophyceae, Suessiales, Symbiodiniaceae.
CCUUAAGUUACUACCCAACUGGCCAGAGUUCAUUGGGCAAGCCUGCCCACGUAGAUCAAUGAUUCGCGCAACAUGGCUCAGCUGAAACCAGCAGAGCUGAAAUCGGCGCAGCUGAAAUCGGCCUUGCCACAGAUGCUGAAAGCCCUGAAGAGUGCCCAGAAACGUGAGAAGGAGUUCUUCAGAGAAGAUCGGGAGAAUGAGAGGGCAGAGGCGGUCUUGAAAUUGCGAGAUGAGUGCAGAAAAGAAAGGUGGGAUGGCGGGAUAUAUCCGGUGCUGGAGUGUGGAGUGUGGAGUGUGCGAACUGCUGGCGAUUGGCUUCGUCGAUUGGCGGUGGGGCGAUGCAGAAAGGCGAGCAGCUGCAUCGCUUUGGUCGGAAGUGCAGGAGCUACAAAGGCAAAUCGAGGCCCGACACCGAUCCUUGAGGCGGCCAUAGAUGGGCGGCUUUUUGCCGAUACCGCCCAGCUACCGCCAGCUGGGCGGUAUGGGCUGAUGGGCUGGUCGACUUGGAAUCUUUCAAUUGGAUGGCUCGGCCUUUACUGACCCUCCAUGGACAGGAUGGAUUCAAAGAAUCAGUGAACCUUUGCCAGCGUUCCAUUUCAGCGACAUAGGCACACCCUCACAUAUCUCUUACCGAUUACCAGAAGUACUGAGCAAGAAGUGCUGGCAUAGAAAUUAGCGAUUGCAAGCUGCUGGUUCUACAAAUCUUCUGAUAGUGGCGGCUUUCGGCCAUUUUUUGCCACUCCCUCACUGCUCUCAGGCCGCCGUAGGUGCGCACAAUGCAUGGAGGAGGAA